Grosmannia clavigera kw1407 is the source of this 3399-nucleotide messenger RNA. Its product is annotated as GTPase activating protein. Bases 1 to 3399 code for a protein of 1132 amino acids. Lineage: Eukaryota; Fungi; Ascomycota; Sordariomycetes; Ophiostomatales; Ophiostomataceae. The transcript is spliced from 3 exons. The record is from RefSeq and is a predicted model, not a curated record.
AUGGAGUCCGACGGGAACGGCAAGCCCCAGCGUAUAUCAGUAACAGAGCAUGAGCCGACCUCGCCUACGGUGGCAGAAAUGCCGGCUUUGGAGCCAGAGUCUCUUCCCGAAGACACUUCUGUGCUAGAUGUCUCAGACGCGCAAGAUGGCACCCCAACAGAGCUAGAUGGCGCAGAUGAGUCUCUUAUUUCCGGAGAAUCUCAGGUUGCAGUAGAUGCAGACAGCGACCCUGAUACCGUUCUCGUGGACAAUACUGCAGCCACAGCCGCCGAUGAAGAGGACAUGAGACGUCUAGACGAACACGAUUCUCUCGUCACUGUCCGCCUGUCCGAGCCGCCUGUGUUGACAAUCGACACAAGUGCCGCCGAGCAGAGCGACGAUGAGCCGAGCACUCCGGCCGCCACACCGAGCAUCAGGACGGCAAUGCCCACGUUGUGCGAAGCUGACGAGUCUGAUGACAGCGUCGAUCCCGAUGUUAACUGGGAGCAGCUGCAGCGGACUGAAGACGAGGAGUGCAGUGGUAAAGGCACCGAGAAUACUGCAAUGCUGCUUGCCCGCCUCGAGCAAGAAAACGCAAAGCUUGCAACGAACCCGAAAAGCGUCAAGGUGUACGGGCCCGAGCCACAGCAGCAGCAGACACCUCGUCGUCCCCGGCCUCCCUCCAUGGCUCAGCUCCGUGAUAUGAUCAACGGGCCGACGCCGCCUGCCCUCCGGUACUCCAUGCUGCCGCCGCCUCCCCUGACAGACCUAGAGUUCUAUGCGGCCCUAGUCCAGGACUACCACCAGACCGCCGCCCGGCUGCCCACGCUUCUAGCCAACAAGAUCCGCAAGGGCAUUCCGCCCCCGCUGCGUGGUGUCGUGUGGCAGGGUAUGACAGAUGCUCGUGACGAAGAGCUUGGCAGCCGGUUUGAUCGCUUUUGCGUCGCCACGAGCCCCUACGAGGGCCUCAUCGGCAAGGACCUUGGGCGCAGCUUUCCUGGCGUCGAGAUGUUCCGUGACCCAGACGGCGACGGCCAGCGCAUGCUGGGACGUGUGCUUAAGAGCUACAGCCUGCACGACCGACGCAUCGGGUACUGCCAGGGCCUGGCAUUCCUUGUCGGGCCGCUGCUCAUGCACAUGCCCGACAAGGAAGCGUUUUGCGUUCUCGUAAAACUGAUGGAAAAUUACGAUCUUCGGAGCUCCUACACGCCCGACCUCGCCGGCCUACACGUCCGCAUCUACCAAUUUCGAGAGCUGUUGCGCGCAGUUCUGCCAGAAUUGUCGGCCCAUCUGGACGAGUUGCAGGUGGACCCAGCCGGUUACGUUUCACAGUGGUUCUUAUCUUUUUUUGCUGUGACAUGCCCCCUGCCCAUGCUGUUUCGCAUGUUCGACGUGGUCUUUGCUGAGGGCGCGGCGGAGACGAUUAUGCGUGUAGCGCUAUCCAUCAUGCAGAAGAACGAGGAGCGCCUGCUGGCCUGUGCCGAGCUUGAGGAUGCGAUCCAGCUCUUGCUCUCGCGCGGUCUCUGGGAUUGCUACCACUACAACGCCGACGAAUUCGUGCAGCAUUUUCUAGGCUUGUCUAGCGUUGUCACCCGAGACCGGUUGGCUUUGCUUGAACAGGCCUACCGCAAAGCACAGGUCACCAAUACUAAUCAAACCGGCAACGCCAAUGUGGAUCGCACGUCUGCCAUUGCGACUGCAGCCUCUCGUUUCCUUGGUCGCCUCUGGGUGUCAUCCUCGUCCUCAUUUUCUCUAUCUUCCCCCCCGACCGCUACAUCUGCCACCUUCCCUUCAUCCUUCCGUUCCUCAGGUGCAUCGUCGCCCAACACAUCCGACCCGUCCAGUUCGGCGUCUCCCUCCGCCUCCAACGGCCUCAGCUUAAGUGCGGCGCCGCUGCGCCCUCUUAGCAUGUUGCGGAGGAGUACCUCCAAGCAAAGCCUUGCCUCCACUGUUAAUUCUAUGGAGGCAGCCUCCACGUCUGCCGCGACAUCGUCUACCUCCUCCACCGCCUCAUCGUCAUCCUCUGUCCUAAGCACCGCCUCCACCGAGGCGACGUCGAUGUCGCGCGACUCGGCUAACUCGACGAAAGCGAACACGUCAAAUGGUGCGAGAAUUGUCAGCAGCAUCCUCAGCAAACCACCCGACAAUGAGCGGUAUCUCAACAGCCAGAUUGAGGACCUCCUCACUGCUCUCAGCGACCUGCAGCGCCAGCAUGCCGUGCUGGUGGACCGGCUGCAGAACGACCGAGAGGAUCGCGAUGAAGACCGGAAGGCGGUGCGGGCGCUACUGCAUACUCUGCGCGAGAAAACAACAACCCAGAGCCCUCCACCCGGCAGCAGCGAAGAGGAAGAAGGCGAUAUAUCCGAUGAGCAGGAGGGCACAGAAAAGCCGACUGCGUCAACACGUCGCACAGCACUGCCUACUGACUUCAAUUGCAUCAUAUCAUGUGAAGAGCUUACUGCUCUGCUGGAGCCAGUGGAUGCCCGAUUUCCCUCGGAUUCUGAGGACUGCCAGGCGCCAGCCCAGCAGACGAAAGCGCAGUUGCGCGAUGAGCUGGCUCGCGCAAAGGAGCAGCUCGCCCACGAGGUCGAAAAGGGCCGGGAGCACAGCCGCCGAGAGUAUGACCUGGAACAAGAAGUGUCCACGGCGAAAGAGCAGCUGCGAGACAGUCACGCGCACGUACGAAGCCUUCACCAAGACAAGCAGCGGCUAGAACGGUUGAUACACGACAUGCGAACACGCGCUGCUUCCACAUCUUCAGCAGGUGCUGGAGCCGGAGCCACCCAGAAUGAAAAAGGCGCCGGCGAUAGAAUCAGUGGGGGUGCUGAUGCUGCGGGCGAGUGGUUCGGGCGAGCCACAGGACCAACCACCUUAAGCGGUAGGAUUUCCAGUAGCGGUCUGCGUGAGUUCAAGCUCAGCCGCAGCAAGUCCACGCCAUCGCAGGUAUCGGCGUCAUACGUCCCAUCACUCCCCGUCGGCAACGGGGGUGCCCAGCGGGCUUCGUCGCUCACGGUUCGCGGCGAGUCCGUGUAUGGAUCGUCGAAUAUCAGGCCAAACAGUGGCAGCAUAGACCAGCAGUCGGACGCCCUCGUCUUGGAGCUUGUGCAAGCCAAGACGGCAGAGGCAGUUGCCCGGCAAGAAGUCGAGGAGAGCAGACAGAAGUUCGACAGCCUUCGUAAGGCCCUGGGGCUUUCGCCAGCCGACAUGACGGCCAUGCUGCAGCACGCGGGCAAUCGGGGCUCAUCAAUUAUGGCCUCUACUGCUACCAACACGGCCACGGCGGCAGCCAUGAACAUGCUCGGUCGGCACGCAACCGCGCCGGUCGAGAGCGGCAACAAAAGCCCGACAACAGCGACGGCACCGACUGCGACCGCGGCACCGUCAGGAUAUGGUGGCUUCUUUGGCUGGAGACGCCAAUAG